UGUGUGUGUGUGUGUGUGUGUGUGUGUGUGUGUGUGUGUGUGUGUGUGUGUGUGUGCGUGUGUGUGUGUGUGUGUGUGUGUGUGUGUGUGUGUGUGUGUGUGUGUGUGUGUGUGUGUGAAAAUUAUAAUACAAGUAGAAAACAGCAAAUGUCGCGUGAAGCCUGCCUGUCAGCAUUUUGCCAAUUCGCCUUUUGUAUUUGUUUGUAACUUUUCAUGGAGCAAAAAUAAAUUUCGUCAUACUCUCAUCAGGAGGCUUCUCAUAGCCCGAUAUGUUUUUCACCCGAGCCAAACGCGGUAAAUUCCUACAUCUCUGCAACCCCAAGCAAAAGGGUUGUAAAUAACAGUUUCUCUUCGAAUCAGGAUGUGAAAUGGGCACGAGUUAAAAGCGGGUUGUUCGUGCUAUUGACACAAUCUAGCUGUUUUCUAAAACACUGUACGGUUUCGAAAUUUUUGAAGUCCAUCGGUUUGUACUGUGAUAAUCCACACCUAUCUCUGUAUUAAACUACAAGGACAGUGGUGUGUUAAACGGGGAGUAGCCUCCAAAAGUUGAAUGAACAACGAUCUAAAAAUACAGAUCUAUGAAUUAUUAUACAACUUCAGAAUAUAGGCAGAGUGUAGUUUAAACUUAUUUAAAUUUGAAUUAGGUUUGAUCCUGGCUUCUAAUAUGGCCCCUUCAGAAGCGUGUGCAGUAGAAGGAAGUGGUGUGACCCACGACCAUCACACUGACAUCCAGAGAAACAAACAACACUUAACCAUCGCUCCAGAAUAUACGUGAAACCAAAUCGUUAAGAACUUGAUCUGAACAAACACUUACCAUCAUUUAUAUCUACUCUUCAUCUGCUGGCUGCAUUACUGUCAAUACACACGUGGUCAGGUUUCUUAGUCGCCCGUUUCAGUUGGACAUUGCUGUAUUCUAAAGGUCCAGUCUCUUCUUAGUAAUAGUUAAACUAAACUUAUACACUUACCGACUCUGCUCUUUAACGAGUCAGUCGUUUUUUUUUUUUUCUCUUGUCCUAUCUUACUGUACACGUUGAUUAAAAAGGGUCCUGCUGCGAGCCCCGCAGCCCCGUGGCCGUUAUCUACUCGAACCUCUCGGCUAUGUUAGCCUAACGUAUUUUAAGCAAUCCCCUUUUGGAGCAAACUCGGUACUAAAAAGAAGCAAGCAUUGACAUUUACAUGUCAAACGGAUGAAGGUUUUUAUCUCCAAGUUAGAUCGUAAAAAUCAACCCAGGCCUCCGACUGAUACCUCUCACUGGCUCACUGGCAGUCACGUGGGGUCCAUAAAGUUAGUUUUAUGGUUUUGGGGAGUUGACAAUGUACUAUAUAUUUCACAUUCGAGAAUGCAAGUGACGGUUUAACGGCUUCGCGGGGAUUGUAAAGGGGUCAGUAAAGUAGACGGAGCAGGAGAGCAGAAGGGAGAGCGGAGCGGGCCAUUGCUAGUCCAGGACGCUAGUCCCACAGUCUGCAGUCUGCUUUCACAUGGACACUACCCGGAUCUCGGACGUUUUCGGGUGCGAAUAUCAGAGGAAGGAAUGAGCCGGAGAGCGAGGCCACGCACAAGCGACAAGACCCCUUCUGCCAUGCGUUGGAAAGGGAGGGAGCGGGAGAGAGAAGAAAAGAAUAAGAAGAUGUCUUGGAAGACAGUUGACUCCCCCUCCCCACACCCCCCCCCCCCCCCCACACACACACACACACACACACACCUGCCCCCACCUCUCACAACCAAUCUCCACUUUUAAGUAGCCAAGAAGUAUACGACUAAAAAAAAAAAAAGUGUUUCUUGAUCCUUGGGAGGAGAAUAAAUGUGCCAGAAGAAAACGCAAGGCAGUCACUGGAAAAUCACCACGUCCGCAGGGAAGAUGGCCAGGAAGUUAGCUGCGGCACGAAGUUACAAGUUUGGACGAGGAGCUUUGUGGAAGCCGUUUUCUUCACUCAAAACAACACAAAAUAAAAAGUCUCUCGGUCAGAUUCCAAGGGGCCGUUGGAGAGAGACAGUCACGUGACACCCGUUGCCAAAUGGUCUUCCGGCAGCGCCUCUCAACAAGGACCGGAGAAACAGAAGAAGCCGCCCCUUCUCUUGGAAAUGCAGAAAACCACGUAUUACGACAACUCCUCAACGCUUUUCGGUGGCUACUCGUCGUACCAGGUCCAGGGGGCGGCGGCUGCGGCGGCGGUCAACGGCUUCGGCGGCUACGAUGCUGUCCCCGUGUCCCACCACCAGCCCAGCUUCCAGUCGGCCAGCCACCUGGACGUGGACUCGUAUCAGCGCUCGGCGUGCUCCCUGCAGUCCCUGGGCGGCGGCGGGGGGGGGAGUAGCGGCGGCGGCGGCGGCGGCGGCGGCGGCGGCGGUGGCGGGGGUCUCCAACAGCAACACUUGGCCAAGAGCAAGGAGCUGAACGGCAGCUGCAUGCGGCCCAGCCUGCCCCCCGAGCACCACCCGGGCGCCCAGGCGUCCCCCCCGCUGCCCCCCAGCGCCAGCAACGCCCAGCCGCCCGGUGGGGGGGUCGGCAGUUCGGUGACGGCGUCGUCGGUCGGUAAGCCGGCCAAUCCCAGCAAGCCGUCCAACGCGUCGGACUCGCCGUCGGCGGCGGCCUCCUCCCUGCCCCCCAAUCCCACCAUGACCAAGCAGAUCUUCCCCUGGAUGAAGGAGUCGCGGCAGAACACCAAGCAGAAGAACGGCUCCCCCAGCUCAAACUCGGCCAACGCGCUAGGAGGAGGAGGCGAGAGCGGCAGUGGCGGGGAAAAGAGCCCCCCCGGCAGCUCCUCGGCCGCCUCCAAGCGGGCGCGCACCGCCUACACCAGCGCCCAGCUGGUGGAGCUGGAGAAGGAGUUCCACUUCAACCGCUACCUGUGCCGGCCCCGGCGCGUGGAGAUGGCCAACCUGCUCAACCUGUCUGAGAGGCAGAUCAAGAUCUGGUUCCAAAACCGACGCAUGAAAUACAAGAAGGACCAGAAGUCUAAAGGUUUGGGCUCCAGCUCCGGGGGGCCCUCGCCGACCGGCUCCCCGCCCCUGACCAUGCAGUCCACUGCUGGCUUCCUGAACUCCAUGCACUCCAUGGGGGGCGGGGGCUACGACGCCCCUUCGCCGCCCUCUUUCGGCAAGCCCCACCAGAGUGUGUCCUACUCCAUGUCCACUGCCUACCCCAACGUCUCCAUGAAGAGCUGCCCUUCACAGCAGAAGUACGGCGCUCCGGCCCCGGACUAUGCGGACCCUCACGGCCACCAUGGCCUACUGCAGGCCAACAGUGCUGGAUAUGGGACCCCCAACAAUAUGCAGGCCAGCCCUGUGUAUGUGGCAGGGGGCAGCUACGUUGAGCCCAUGUCUGGUGGCGGGCCUACCAUGUACGGGCUAAACCACCUGGGCCCCACGCCCCCUCACCACCAAUCCAUGGACUACAGUGGUGCGACCGCCAUGUCGACCGGCAACCAGCAUCACGGGGGUGGAGUAGGAGGGCCCCCGGGCCCUUGUGACCCCCCCCCACACUCAACUUACACAGAGCUGUCGGCACACCACACCUCGACUCAGGGCAGAAUCCAGGAAGCACCCAAGCUCACUCACCUGUAGCAGGUUUGAAAACAAAAUAACUAUGAUGGAGUGAAGUGGAGAAAGAUGAUGGAAUGACUAACAUGAUGCCAUUGGCUAACAGGUUCUACCCGGUCGAUGGGGACUGGGUGGAGGGAGAGCGAAAAAAGAGAUUGGGUGUGUGUGACAAUCCAGUGGUUUAUGUUGCUCAGGAAAGGUCCAAACUUGUUUGAAGUACUACCAAUUUGUCAGCCACUAUAACAUCAAGUCAAUUGAUGCUAUUCAAUUAGUAGAUGAUUAGAAGUGUACCACCGCCAUACAUAUAGGACCCAGUUUCCAUAUAGUGGAUAGGCAGAAGGUUCUAGCACCAGACCAGUUUGCACCUAUACAUACCUAGAGUAGGCUGAUAAAUGAUAGUUGGCUAGAGUUUUGAUAACGUUGGACAAAGAUUGGAAAUGAUUGGAAAUGAUUGGAAAGGAUUGUUUGACUUAGAACUACCUCAUGUUACUACAAUGCCAUAUUAGGACAACUUUUUACAAGGUUCAGGGUUUUUCUUGCAUCAUUUGAGGUAUUGUGGUUAGAGUUAGGUUUAUUCAAUUUAUACCUCACAUUUCUUAUUUUGAUGUACGCCAUAGUACAUAUAACUGGAACUGUUAUCGUCCAAAAGCAGUGGAGGACCAAAUCCAUGUACAUAGCUAGCAAUACUUCCCCACGCAUCUUUGGAGAAUUGCUAACAAUACUGAAAUCUGCUGUUGGACUUUCCACAGCUUUAAUGCUUGGAUUUCAAACUUAGUAAAUACUGACUGUCCUGAGAGUUGGUCACCUUAGUACACCCUGGUAGCCUUUAUAAAUGUUAGGGAUGGAGCCUAGUUGGGCCUAGCAUGUAGGUUGGAAAUAGACAUAGUGCGAGGGAAACAUCUGCGGUACACCUUAUGCUUCUGCUUCACUGUGGCUUGGAAUGCUUUAAAGGCAUGUUUUUAUGAUGGCAUCCACCCCCAUUUCGUACAUACACACACACACACACACACACACACACACACACACACACACACACACACACACACACACACACACACACACACAAACACACACACACACACACACACACACACACACACACAAACACACACACACACACACACACACACACACACACAGCUCCCAUUGCCGAAGCAAGGAGUACAUGAUAUAUGGAGGGUAGACUUUUUAAUGGUGGUUAACGAGGUGGUUAGAUUAAUGAUGCUGGCAGCUCUAUUACUCCAAGGAGCACAUCUUAUUGUCAGUCCUGCUGAGUUAUGGGUGUAGGGCUCUUCUGUGUGGAGGUGUGCGGAGGUAAGGGGAGGAUAGGUGGGGAAGCACACAGGCCUGCAGCAACAACAACAACAAAAUAUUCACCAAAAGAAAACCAAGUCCCAGCUACUCUAUGCUCCUCACUUUGAAGAGGGAACAAGCAUAAACCACUGGAUUGUUGCCUUUCUAUAUGUCUCUCUCUCUCUCUCUCUCUCUCUCUCUCUCUCUCUCUCUCUCUCUCUCUCUCUCUCUCUCUCUCUCUCUCACUCUCUCUCUUUCUCUCUCUCUCUCUCUCUCUCUCUGUCUCUCUCUCUCUCUCCCUCCUCCUCUCUCGCUUUCUCUCUUUCUCCCUCUAAAUAUCUCCUGCUAUUUCCCUACUGUCGUUUGUCUUGGGGAGCAGCAUCAUUCACUGAAGCAUGCUUCUUACAAUCCCGCAUAUUCCCCUCAUACUCCCGCCACAACCGCACACACGUGCACGUACCAACACGCACACACACCAACACGCACACGCACACAAACACACAGACAUACACAAAUCUUCUAAACCUUGCAAUAGGUGGAUUACUUAAACCCUUAAAAGUGUUAGCAGUUAUCCAGGCUGGUCUUGUACUCAUACAUGGACAUGUAAAAUGUAAGAAUAUCUUAGCCUUUUACACACAAACACAAACACACGCACACACACACUCACAGCUAUGCUACUUCUUCUUUUUGCUGACACAUGUUCAAAGCCAGGCUAUGCCAGCUGUUGACAUCUUAACACAAACAUACAUGAGAGAAACAUUCAAAAAAAAUAAUGUUCUUAUUUUAGCACAACAUUGAGACAGGGUAAAAAAAGGAGUGGAAAACUCUUUCUUUAUAUAUGUGUGAGUCUUUGGCCCCUCCUUUAUGUCUGUCUGUCUCUGUCUGUCUGUCUCUGUCUGUUUUGUCUUUUUCUGUCUUCCUCUCUCCCUCUCUUUUCUCUCGGUCUCUGAGGGGUCAGUCACGUAAGCGGACACUAAGGUGAAAAAGAGCAAUUAUUGUUAUUAUUUUAUUAUUGUUUUUGGUUCACACAUAUCAACUUUUAACAUGGAAACAGGGUAUAUAUUUGAACAAAAAUGCAUGUCAUGGAUGAAAAGCAGAUGUGUGCUAGACCUAAAAGAAACACUUUGUUCACUUUUGAUGACAUUAGUGAUGGCAGUUUGGACAACGUACAUCCUUGAGCUACAUUUCAACAACGUGUGUGUAUUUAGUGAUUCAAUAUGAUCACAUUUUCCAACAACACAAAACAAACUAACCUAUAAUCAUAACCCACUUCGUCAAUCGUCUAUUGUCUUCUUGGCAUUUUGAAUACCAACCCUUUUUUGGCAGUUGUUUCUCCAACACACAUUGAAAAGUAGCACAAGUAGUACUUGGGUAUCGCCAAACUCCUCUCGCUGAUCGUCGUAAGAGGCUAGACUUACUAUGCUUGCUACAUCCAGACAUCAUUGUUGCACUUAGAGUUUACAUUUUGAUGGUUAAAGUUACAGAAAAAAAAAAAAAAAUGAAAUCUUAUUUUAAAGACGGAAGAUCCUGCAAUCAAAGCGUCUUUGGCUAAUGUGUGUUCAAGUGAACAUUCAAAUAUAAAUAUUUAUUUGUUAUAACCGUUUAAAAUACUUUCUGUUUUGUAAUAUUAUUAUUAUUUAUCCUUCAUGUAUUUAUAUCGACAAAAAAUACUGUACUUUUUUAGUAUUUACCAGUUAUGAAAGGGAAAAGGCAUUGUGUUUCUUCUUGUCCAUUGUCCCGAAGUUAAUUUUUUUUAGUUAUUGUAUUUUAGAAGGAAAAAAAGUAGUUUUUAUCUUCCUAUUAUGACCCUUGUUCAUAAAUGUCUUGACUUGUACAGGGAAAAUGCUCAGAAGUGAAUCGGGGACCCGGCCAUGCAUAGUCAGAAAAUUUAGACAAACUAUUAGCUGGCGAAAAAGAGCAAGUCUUUUUUUGAAAAAACAGUUACCUUUCUUUGUCCUUUGUAGAUUAUUUUUCUUUCCUUGUUGAGAGAGUUGUCUGUCGAGCAAUUCUUUAAUAAAAUGUUAUGUUAUUCAGA
Molecule: messenger RNA, 6869 nt
Organism: Gadus morhua (Atlantic cod)
Lineage: Eukaryota; Metazoa; Chordata; Actinopteri; Gadiformes; Gadidae
Gene: hoxb3a
Product: homeobox B3a
Exons: 5
Coding region: 2084-3565 (493 amino acids)
Biological process (GO): embryonic skeletal system morphogenesis; regulation of transcription by RNA polymerase II; anterior/posterior pattern specification
Cellular component (GO): nucleus
Molecular function (GO): RNA polymerase II cis-regulatory region sequence-specific DNA binding; DNA-binding transcription factor activity, RNA polymerase II-specific
Source: RefSeq, a predicted model, not a curated record